Molecule: messenger RNA, 1011 nt
Organism: Carya illinoinensis
Lineage: Eukaryota; Viridiplantae; Streptophyta; Magnoliopsida; Fagales; Juglandaceae
Exons: 6
Coding region: 78-725 (215 amino acids)
Source: RefSeq, a predicted model, not a curated record
CUCAUGCCAAUUCCAUUAAAUACACAAAACACCUCCGACGGGGCGGUCUCUUCUCUGUGUCCGUGACUUUGUGAGAGAUGGCUUCCAGGAAUGGCACCAAAGUCAUAAUCUUUCUUGGAGUUCUUCUAGUCUUGCAACCCCGGAUUGCUCUGAGCGACUGCUUAUCCCCUCUGCUCUCUCCUGCCUUAGAUAAUGUGUGCAAAGAUGUGGAAUGUGGAAAAGGAACUUGCAAACCGUCAAUUAAUAGUACUUUCUUGUUCGAAUGUGAAUGCGCCCUUGGGUGGAAGCAGACUCUUUCUGGCCAUGAUGAUCACCUAAAGUUUCUUCCUUGCGUGGUUCCCAACUGUACACUCAAUUCCUCCUGCAAGAAAGCCCCCCCACCUGUUCAGCAGAAAGCAAGCAAAGCUAAUGAGUCAAUAUUUGAUCCCUGCCGCUGGACCGACUGUGGAGGUGGCGUCUGCAACAAGACAUCAAUUUUCACAUAUAGUUGUGAUUGUGCAGAGGGCUAUUAUAAUCUCCUCAAUGUUACUGCCUUGCCAUGUUACGAAGAAUGUGCAAUUGGAAUGGAGUGUGCAAACCUUGGAAUUUCAACGUCAAACAAAUCUACAUCUCCCACAUCAGCGUUGACUAACAAUGACGGUAGCCAAGCCACAUCAAUUCUACAAGGAAAUUCUCUUUGGUUGAUGAUCCUGACGAUGAUGGUAGCUAUGGUUAAGUGGAAAUAAGAUAACUUUAAGCAUAUUCACAAGGUUUCUUGCCCUGCAUUCCACUUAUGUUUAGAUCUCGUUAUCAUGCAUGAAUUUUGUUUUCCAGUUGAGGUCUGCCGCAUGCUCUUGCUGGUCGGUGUAUUUGUAUGUGUGUAGAAAUAAAUUACAACGUAAAUUCAGGGAGGAGUCUAUUGAGUAGCUAUUACUUGGAAUUUAUAUAUAUGUAUUCAGGUCUUAUUCAUAAUUUCUGUACAUUAACUAUGAAUAGCUAUUACUGCAUUAUGCUUGUUGGCUUUCUUGAACA